Cyprinodon variegatus (sheepshead minnow) is the source of this 1392-nucleotide messenger RNA. RefSeq names its product vasopressin V2 receptor-like. Gene Ontology annotation, molecular function: vasopressin receptor activity; peptide binding. Gene Ontology annotation, cellular component: membrane. The transcript has 2 exons. Bases 52 to 1110 code for a protein of 352 amino acids. Lineage: Eukaryota; Metazoa; Chordata; Actinopteri; Cyprinodontiformes; Cyprinodontidae. Gene Ontology annotation, biological process: regulation of systemic arterial blood pressure by vasopressin; positive regulation of vasoconstriction; G protein-coupled receptor signaling pathway. The record is from RefSeq and is a predicted model, not a curated record.
AACAUUUGUAGUUUUUUUGCAGACAGAUUAAUUUCUAAGUUUGAAUGCACAAUGCGUGCGCUAAAUAACAGCGUGGAUUCCCAGGAUGUUCCGCGCGACGAGGGUCUGGCCCGGGUGGAAAUCGCCCUGCUCGGUGUGAUCUUCCUGACUGCCGCCAUCCUCAACAGCCUCCUGCUGCUGCUCCUCUGGAGGCAGCGCAAGCAGAUGUCCCGCAUGCGCGUCUUCGUCUUCCACCUGUGCCUGGCGGACCUGGUGGUCGCCUUUUUCCAGGUGUGCCCCCAGCUAAUGUGGGACAUCACGGACCGGUUCGUGGGACCGGACCUUCUGUGCCGACUUGUGAAAUACCUGCAAGUCCUGGGCAUGUUUUCCUCCACUUAUAUGAUCGUGGUGAUGACGCUGGACAGAUACCAAGCCAUCUGCAACCCGAUGGUGAAGUUUCAGCGGGCGCGCACCAGAGUGAACGUCCCCGUGUGCGUGGCGUGGGGAGUUUCUUUGGUGGGCAGCUUGCCGCAGGUUUUUAUUUUCUCCCAAGUGGAGAUCUCACCCGGUGUGUUUGAUUGCUGGGCGGAAUUCAUCCAGCCGUGGGGGCUGCAGACUUACAUCACAUGGACCACUCUGGUUAUUUUCAUCCUGCCAGUUUCUACAGUUGUUUUCUGCCAGGUGCGCAUCUGCAGAGCCAUUCAGACCAACCUGUCCAAGAAGCCUCAUAAGCAGGGAUUAACCGUAGGUCUCCCCCUGCCAUCCAGAGCCAGCGGAGCGGCUGGGAUGUCUAAAGCCAGGGUGAAGACACUGAAGAUGACAGUGGUCAUUGUGUUGGCUUACAUUAUCUGCUGGGCUCCUUUUUUCACCGUCCAGCUGUGGUCCGCCUGGGACGCACAUGCGCCUACAGAGACUGCAAUUUUCACCAUCCUGAUGCUGCUGGCCAGCCUGAACAGCUGUGCCAAUCCCUGCAUCUACCUGCUAUUCUGUGGGGAGUUUCCAAGGAGGCUGGUGAAGCUCCUGUGUCCACGGCCACUUUCUAUUGGUAAGGACCCAAUGCAUGAGGAAGCCACUCUUCUCAGCACUUUGUAUAUGAGCUUUAAAAGUGCCUCAGACUCAAAGGGAUUAUAGUAUUCUGCCAUAAACAAAGGACGAACGUGGAGAUAAAGUAAAGAAGAUCUUACUCUUCAAAGGCCUCCCAUAGACUGACUACAGUGAAAACUUUUUGUAACAUAAUGGACUAUUUCUCAAACCUGAAUGGGACUGGACUUGCUUCUUAUUCUCAGCUGCACAGUGUUUAACAUUUUUUUUUAUACGAAGGUUAGUUAAAAUUGCUACAAUUACAAAAAAAUAAAGCCAUAGUCCCUUGAGUUAGAUUCAGAUUGUUAAAUCAUUUGCUAGAUUUGUGUUUCA